Molecule: messenger RNA, 1041 nt
Organism: Coffea eugenioides
Lineage: Eukaryota; Viridiplantae; Streptophyta; Magnoliopsida; Gentianales; Rubiaceae
Product: photosystem I reaction center subunit III, chloroplastic
Exons: 3
Coding region: 103-795 (230 amino acids)
Biological process (GO): photosynthesis
Cellular component (GO): photosystem I reaction center; photosystem I; chloroplast thylakoid membrane
Source: RefSeq, a predicted model, not a curated record
ACGCCUUCUUCUCAAUCUCCUAUACUCUCAUUCCUACCAUACUCUUCUUCUCUUGCAAAUCUUAUUUUCAUCCCACAAAAACUUAACAAAAAAUCCAGCAAAAUGUCUCUCACAAUUCCCACAAAUCUUUCUACAGCCAUUGCUACACCAAAGCUGAAUUCCCAGUUCAGCACAAAGCCCAGAGCUGCAACAAUUGUAUGCUCAGCUAAUUCUCCCAACCAAAGCACAUCAACCUCAGAGCAACCUUCACCACCAUCACUCAAGGCAUUUUCUGCAGCUCUUGCACUUUCUUCCAUUCUUUUAUCGGCCCCGGUGAUGCCCGCCUCGGCCGACAUCGCUGGCCUCACACCAUGCAAGGAGUCCAAGCAAUUUGCCAAGCGCGAGAAGCAAGAAAUCAAGAAACUUGAGUCAUCCCUGAAGCUUUAUGCCCCUGAUAGUGCUCCUGCUCUUGCUAUUAAGGCCACUAUCGAGAAGACCAAGCGCAGGUUUGAUAAUUAUGGAAAGCAAGGGCUGUUGUGCGGAUCGGAUGGAUUGCCUCACUUGAUUGUGAGUGGAGACCAAAGACACUGGGGUGAAUUUAUCACCCCAGGGAUUUUGUUCCUGUACAUUGCUGGAUGGAUUGGGUGGGUAGGCAGGAGCUACUUGAUUGCCAUCAGGGAUGAAAAGAAACCAACAGAGAAGGAGAUCAUCAUUGAUGUCCCCUUGGCCUCGAGACUCGUGUGGAGAGGAUUCAUCUGGCCCGUCGCCGCCUACAGAGCGUUCGUGACUGGAGAUCUCAUUGACCCUACUGUCUAAAUCCAUUAUCAGUUUAGGCACAGACAUGGAACCCCAGGGACCGAAGAUGAAGUGAAAGGCUUGAAUUUUGGAUCUUGCUCGGGAAAAAAAAACAGAUGAUGGAAAAAAUCUUGUAUCUGGAAGUUGUAAACUCAAAUGUAUCUAUUCGUUUCUUUGGAGUGACACCAACCAAUAGAAGAUGCUUAAUUUUCUUUUGGGUGAUCAAUCAAUUCUGAGUAAUGCAUGUCCAGUAUUUCAUUUUUUUCA